This is a messenger RNA of Camelina sativa (false flax), 919 nucleotides long. Lineage: Eukaryota; Viridiplantae; Streptophyta; Magnoliopsida; Brassicales; Brassicaceae. The record is from RefSeq and is a predicted model, not a curated record.
UAAAUGGGAGGAAAACAACACCCAGCAGAGUCGUAAUGAAGGAGGAGAAUUUGAAUUUGAUUGAACCAUGGCGGCUGUAUCAUCAUCUACGGGCGGGCUGCGAUUGAAGAAAGCAAAACAAAAGAUAUGCUAUUGAGGCUAUUAGAUAACAACAAUGAGGCUAUUGAGCAAAAAUGUCCCCGUCUCUUCAUCUAAAAUCAUCAUGUACUCUGCUUCGGCGAUUUCGAAUCCCACGCUUCUUCCCCAUGCUAAUCUUCCGACAUGCCGUCCCCGAUUUCGGACAAACCCAGCUCCUCUCAGUUACCCCGUAAAGCCCGCCCAGCUCGUCUCUUCUCUGAACCUCUCUUGUUUCGAUGGGGGCCUAUACGAAGCUCUUCGACGGCUGGACGAUGACCCUUCCAUGGAAGCCUAUGCCUCCGUUCUUGAGCUCUGUGGCAAAUUCGGAGCUCUCUCUCAAGGCCGGCAGCUGCAUUCCCGCAUUUUCAAGACUAUCCCCGCUUUUGAAUUAGAUUUUUUGGCCGGUAAGCUUGUGUUUAUGUACGGCAAGUGUCGCUCUGUUGAUGACGCAGAGAAAGUGUUCGACGAAAUGCCUCACAGAACUCCCUUUGCAUGGAAUGCGAUGAUUGGAGCCUAUCUUUCCAAUGAUGAACCUGCUUCUGCUCUUUCUCUCUACGGCAAUAUGCGGCUCCAGGGCGUUCCUCUCCAUCUUUACUCUUUUCCUCUCUUGCUUAAAGCCUGCGGCUGUCUUAAAGAUUUCCGGAGCGGCACUGAGCUUCAUUCUCUGCUCGUUAAACUUGGAUACACUUCUACUGAUUUUAUUGUCAAUGCGUUGCUUUCCAUGUAUGCUAAGAAUNGUUCAUGGCUACGUACUCCGCAAGGGUUUUUUCCUAGAGGAGUCCAUUGCAGUUGCAGUUGUUGA